Molecule: messenger RNA, 1881 nt
Organism: Rubroshorea leprosula
Lineage: Eukaryota; Viridiplantae; Streptophyta; Magnoliopsida; Malvales; Dipterocarpaceae
Source: the annotation of a GenBank genome assembly
CUUUCCUUAACACAGUUCCACUCUCACUCCCUAUAUUCCUUCACAAGCACACACCUUUUUGAUUUUCAGUGGGAACUAAAAAGAACCCACAAAGCAAGCACAUUGUUUUACUCUGUUGCUUAUACUCCGCUUUACUUUUUUUGCACAAGACCCAGGUAGAAGCUAGGGUUUUUGGUGUAGUGUAGAGCUUGAAUCUUGCAUAUCUUGGCUCAUUCUUUUGGUUUGUUUUGAUAAAAGAAGUAAUGGGUAAGAAUGUGGUGCUUCUGGGUUUUGCACUUUUGCUUCUUCUUGGAGGUGUAUCUUCAGCUCCUAGUGCUACUUCACCUGCAAAGAUUGUUAAUGGGUUUGUCUCCAAUGCUCUGUCUGCUUUUAUGAAAUGGAUGUGGUCACUCAAAACAACCACUAAAACAGCCGUUUCUGGCCGUUCCAUGAUGAAGUUUGAGGGUGGGUAUACCGUGGAGACGGUGUUUGAUGGAAGCAAGUUGGGGAUUGACCCAUACUCAGUCGAGGUGCUGCCUAAUGGGGAGUUGCUGAUUUUGGACUCUGCCAAUAGCAACAUUUACAGGAUAUCUGCUUCUUUAUCUCUGUUUAGCCGACCAAAGCUUGUUGCUGGAUCCCCUGAAGGAUAUUCUGGACAUGUAGAUGGGAAGCCAAGAGAGGCAAGGAUGAACCACCCUAAAGGGCUAGCAGUAGAUGACCGAGGAAAUAUCUACAUAGCAGACGCAAUGAAUAUGGCAAUCAGGAAGAUAAGUGAUGCAGGUGUUACAACUAUUGCUGGUGGGAAAUGGAGCCGGGGAGGGGGGCAUGUUGAUGGACCAAGUGAAGAUGCAAAGUUUUCUGAUGAUUUUGAUGUGGUUUACAUUGGAAGUAGUUGCUCCCUACUUAUCAUAGACAGAGGAAACCAAGCUAUCAGAGAGAUUCAACUCCAUUUUGAUGACUGUGCUUAUCAAUAUGAAAGUGGUUUUCCCCUUGGAAUUGCAGUGCUGAUUGCUGCUGGAUUCUUUGGCUACAUGCUUGCUUUGCUGCAACGAAGAUUGGGCACCAUUGUUUCUUCCCAAAAUGAUCAGAGCACAGUGAACAUGAGCACCAUGUCAAGUCCAUAUCAGAAGCCCCUGAAAUCAGUCAGGCCACCUUUGAUCCCAACUGAAGAUGAACAGGAAAAUCAAGAAGAAGGCUUCUUUGGAUCCCUUGGGAAGCUUUUUGUCAAUGCUGGGGUGUCUGCAAUGGAAAUUCUGGGGGGAAUAUUCCCUCGUUUUAGGAAGAAGCAACUAAGGUAUCACCAGCAACAACAGAUGCCCUCAACAACCUGGCCUGUGCAAGAGAGCUUUGUCAUACCAGAUGAAGACGAGCCCCCUCCAAUUGACAUCAGAACCCCAACCCCAAGGAAAACUUAUGCUUUCAUGUCCAAGGAUGCAGAAAAGAUUCAUCUACUGCGUCAGGGUGUGGGCUUCUAUGGUGGGUGGGAUGCUAAUGUCCAGCAACAGCAUCAUCAGCAUCGGUAUCUAUCAGCCACCCCACACACACACACUUACCAUGAGCAAAGCUAUGAGAAAACCAAUGAGACUGUCUUCGGAGCAGUUCAAGAGCAGAAUGGAAAACAACAAGCAGUCGUUAAGCCUGUCAAUUAUGAAGACCCCAUUUACAAUCAUCAAAACAUCCGCUUUCGACGCAGUCUGGGUUACAACAAUGGCUAUUGAUCAUACGGAAAAGUGAUUUUGAAGGUAUAAAUCAAUUCCUUCUUGAAAUUAGCCCUUAAAAGUUUAGGGGUAUAAGUGUUAAUAUUUGGAGGCGGCUCUGGUGUAAGGCAAAAGUCAGUUUUACAUAGAUCUGUCCAAGACAUUGUAGGGCAGCUGGUAUUAUAUAUAAAUGGAAUCCUCUUUU